Abrus precatorius (Indian licorice) is the source of this 1001-nucleotide messenger RNA. Its product is annotated as probable acyl-CoA dehydrogenase IBR3. Gene Ontology annotation, molecular function: oxidoreductase activity, acting on the CH-CH group of donors. The coding region runs from base 1 to 780 and encodes 259 amino acids. The transcript has 5 exons. The record is from RefSeq and is a predicted model, not a curated record. Lineage: Eukaryota; Viridiplantae; Streptophyta; Magnoliopsida; Fabales; Fabaceae.
AUGCAGGGCCUCUCAAAUCAGGGGAAGUUUGUUCCUAGUCAAAAGAAGUUAUUGCUUCAAGAGUCAACGUGCUAUUCAAAUCAACAGAGAUUAGAGAGUAACCAAAACAUACAUGGACAGGGCAAAACUGACUUCAAUGCAGCAAAGCAUAAACAGCAAUCUAUGAUCUUGGUGGAUAUCCAGACUCCUGGUGUUCACAUAAAGAGACCACUGACAGUGUUUGGCUUUGACGAUGCUCCUCAUGGGCAUGCAGAAGUAACAUUUGAAAAUGUUUGUGUGCCAGCAAAAAACAUCAUACUGGGUGAAGGACGUGGAUUUGAGAUUGCUCAAGGUAGGCUUGGUCCUGGAAGGCUGCACCAUUGUAUGAGACUGAUAGGUGUUGCUGAACGAGGCAUGCAUAUGAUGGUUCAAAGAGCUCUUAAUAGAAGAACAUUUGGGAAGUUGAUUGCUCAACAUGGUUCAUUUCUUUCAGAUAUGGCCAAGUGCCGAAUAGAGCUAGAGAAGACCAGAUUGUUAGUGUUGGAAGCGGCUGAUCAGCUUGAUAGGCAUGGGAACAAAAAAGCUCGGGGGAUAAUAGCAAUGGCAAAGGUAGCUGCGCCAAACAUGACUCUAAAGGUGAUUGACAUGGCAAUCCAAGUGCAUGGAGCAGCUGGUGUAUCAUCUGACACAGUCCUGGCACACAUGUGGGCAACUGCAAGGACAUUGAGAAUCGCAGAUGGUCCAGAUGAAGUCCACCUGGGGACCAUAGCCAAGUUAGAACUACAGAGAGCCAAGCUUUAAGAAGUUCAACAGUCUGCACCACUAGAAUGAAACAGGAAGUUAAAUUGCCACCAAGGAAAAAGCAUUUAUGACAAUAGCAUUGUUCCCAAAUGCUUUUGGAAGCAUUGCAUAACGUGUAUUUGUUCAAAAUAAGCUUGCUCACUGUAUUCCAGGUUGGUAACGCUUGUAUUCUUUGUUAAAUAGUAUACACCAUAACAAUGUUGUUGCUGAGAGAAAAUAAA